UGCUCCUGCCUCCCCACAAUCAUUACUCGGAUAUUUACUAUGAGCAAUUAGACAAACUAACUCACAUGUUUUGUAAAAUAUUUGACUCCUAUUUAUACAAACAAUAUUUGUCCCCAUAAUUCAUUAUUCAGAUAUUUAUUAUGAGCAGGUAGACAAACUAACUGACAUAUUUUGUAAAAUAUUCGACUCCUAUUUAUAGAAACAAUAUUUGUUUAUAAAACACACCCUCCCAUUUUAUAAUAAUGUCAGAAACUUAAAAUUACGAUAUGACUUUGAGGAAGUGAAAAAGGAAUAUGUAGAGAUAUUCUUAGAUCUGUAAGUUUAGCUAUCUUUUCAAGCUCUUAAAAAACUAUUGUUCUUCACAGAAAUCGUAGCAGGGGAAGACUAUUCCUAACAUAGUUUAUUCGUGCCAGUUUGUGCGCAUAAUUUAAAAGCUAAGAAACACUAACAAGAGAAUGUCUUUUAGGAUAUUCGAAAGGGAGUAAUCUCACAAGCAAUUUGGCUUUCCCAUGCUAUUAGUUGACCUUCUAGGAAGCAGAAAAUAAAUGUAACCGCAUAUUUAGUAAUGAUCUCAUGUCAGGCUAUUCAUUCUACUCUGUUAAUGAUAUCUGCUUGCCUGUUUAGGUCUUCUGUAAUGCAUAAUUGCAUAUGCAUGCAAUUUUGCCGCGUAACAUCGGAGGCAUCCUUGCUUCUUUGAUACAGCUAAAGGGUAGGGAUCAUGGGCCAUAAACUAACCUCGUAUUGUUUCCUUUGAAUCAUUCUCCUUGCCAGCAUCUUAGCUGUUCUUGUUUACCAAAGUGGGGCAGGCAAUCUUUUUUCAGAACAUGACAGAAGUACAGCUGAUUUGUGCAUUGCGGUGGAUCUGAGUCAUGUGCAGCUAUUGAUUACUAGAUAUAUACGCAGAUCACUUCCUACCCAUGAGGAUAGCAGGAUCAGAUCUCCAUGUCGGAUGUCGCGCAAACUUGACACCUUAAAGGGAGACCUACAUUGUGGCAACCAUUCUGGUGAUGCACAUGCUCAUUGAUUGUUAAAACGUGCCAUAAUCUGAAUUUAAGAUCUAACUGAGGUUUCUGCACAGCUUUUUGGGAAUGUUGCUGUAGUGUUACCAUGUUGACCUUCGGAUACGUUAGAAUGAACAAACCAACUGAUGACAAUGAAUGAUACAGAUCUGUUCAUUUUUCAGUACAUUUUGCUGGUCCGUAUUUCACUGCAUUUCUUUGGUUUGGUGCUGUUGGCAGAAACUUAUUUUUCUUUGUAAGUUUAGGAUAGAGAAUUUAACUAGAUUGAUGUUUAUCGUGUGUAAAAUGUCAAUGUGGUAAAUCUUUCAGGAUACCAACCUCCAAAAUCUUGUAAGUGUUGAACAUCAAUGCUGCUGCUGCUGCGGGCACAGGGUGUGAGAAUUAUUUGCAGAUCAAGACCUUGAUAUCCAUAGAGAUGUGCUUUCAUAUAUCCUCUUUUGAGUUCUUAAGAAUGUUCAGAUUCCUUUCACCAUGUUCGUGCAGGCAUGUCUUUGCAUAUCCUACUUUUGUUUAUUCCAUCUCUAACCAACACCAGUACACAUAUUUUUGCAAGAAAGAAAGCAUGAGCACAUAGUUGUCUUGAUCUUAUUCUAUUCUAUUCCAAGGUAAACUCUUGCUAUUCCGGUUCAGAGCUCAUAGACUUCCUUUGCCUGUCCUCGAUGAAUCAUGGACCAAUGAUUAGUAAAAUGUCUCUAAUCAUUGUGCGGUUUCUUCGGAGACAGGCCGCAUAACUGUAAUCUUGGACAAGUCACUGUCUUGCUCACCAACCAGCAGUUGAAAUUCUCUAAAGUUGUCGUCUUCAGCUCUCCACAUCACCACAACAUUACCAUGGCUGUUGCUAAUCGCCAGCCUAUCACCACACACUUCAUGCCACCCAUUGACUGUCCUUUGUUUACUCAUGCUCACAUUUUCUUUAUUCUGCAGAUGUUGUUCCCUGCAACCUCUCAGAAUUCUGAACAGUAUAAAAGCACCUGAACUGCUGUGCAUUUGUCUUCACCCCUCUCAACAGCAAGUGCGUCCAACCACACUCCCCAGGUCACCCUUUGCCUCCAAGGCUCCCAAGUCCCAAAUUCACAUCUCAAUGGAGGCUGGAGGACUGAUUUCGGAGGCUGGCUGGACCAUGUUUGACUUCCCGCCACAGGGCGAGGAGUCCGAUAUCAUGGCGCAGCUGCUUGGCACCUUCCCUUCCCAUGGUGAUGAAGCCCAGCAGGAUCUGCCUUGGUAUCAGGCUUCCCAUCCAUCCUACUAUGACGCUGAUCUUAAUACAAGUGCAUGUAGUGACAGCAAUGCUAGCAGCUUUGCUGUUCCAUCCGAAUGCAUGGGCUACUAUUUGGGUGAUUCAAGUGAGGCCCUGGGCAUCACGUCCCUCGCACCACAGGACCUGAACUUGGUCCAGGAGCAAGGCGCAACCGAGUUUCUGAAUAUGAUCCCUAGCAUUUCCCAUGAUUUGUACCGGAACGGCGAGUCAAGCUGCGAGGGUCUCGACUCGGUCAGUGCUACUAACAAGAGGAAGCACUCGGUGGAAGAAGAAAUCGAUGGCCAAGCGAGAGGUCGGAAAUGCGCAAGGAAGGCUGCACCGAAGCGAGCAAAGAACGCCAAGCAAACCGAAGCGAGCUGCUGCACCUCUGACAAUGACUCGAAUGCUUCUCAAGAGUCUGCAGAUGCUGGUGUUACUCCAAAAGGCAAGGCCCGGGCUGGACGCGGGGCAGCAACCGAUCCCCAGAGCCUCUAUGCAAGGAAAAGGAGGGAAAGGAUCAACGAGAGGCUGAAGACACUGCAGACCCUUGUGCCCAAUGGAACCAAAGUAGAUAUGAGCACCAUGCUUGAAGAGGCAGUCCAGUAUGUCAAAUUCCUGCAACUUCAGAUCAAGGUCCUCAGCUCUGAUGAAAUGUGGAUGUACGCGCCGAUUGCGUACAACGGGAUGAACAUUGGGCUUGAUCUGAACAUGUAGAGAUGAUUUUGGCAGUCUCGAGCGGGGAAUGCAGUUUGUGUUUGAGAUAAACGAGUUCUCCACUAACCAUUCAAUCUACCUGUGUUACCAUGUGUCGUUUUGGAAGCUGUUAUACAGAUCAUCAUAGGCGCAGCAGUAGCAUACUUAAACUUGUGAAGAGGCCCUUUUAGAGGAUCAGUAAACUGAAGAUAAUACUACCAUUUUCUUGACAUUAGCAUGAAAUGCAAGAUCUUGAAAACUUGUAGAUUUGUAUUUGUUUUCUUUGGACCAAAUAUAGUUCUUUUGUUGGCAUGUGA
Triticum aestivum (bread wheat) is the source of this 3266-nucleotide messenger RNA. RefSeq names its product transcription factor bHLH129. The coding region runs from base 1918 to 2970 and encodes 350 amino acids. The transcript is spliced from 5 exons. NCBI's taxonomy places the organism in Eukaryota, Viridiplantae, Streptophyta, Magnoliopsida, Poales, Poaceae. Gene Ontology annotation, cellular component: nucleus. The record is from RefSeq and is a predicted model, not a curated record. Gene Ontology annotation, molecular function: DNA-binding transcription factor activity, RNA polymerase II-specific; RNA polymerase II cis-regulatory region sequence-specific DNA binding; protein dimerization activity. Gene Ontology annotation, biological process: regulation of transcription by RNA polymerase II.